UGUUGUUCGCCUCCCGGCCGCGGGCGGUGCUGCGAGUGCAGUCGCGGGAACAUGGCGCCGUUUCCGGACGAGGUGGACGUGUUCUCGGCGCCGCACUGGCGCAUGAAGAAGCUGGUGAACCUGUAUUCAGAGAAGUUAUCCAAGACCAACUUCUCCAACAGUCGGGACUUCCAGGCCCUGCUCACCUCGCUGUACGCCACCUUCACGGAGUUCAAGUCACACGAGCAGAUCGAGAAUGAGUGCAUCAUGGAGGAGCUGCAGCAGCGGCUGCGAGCCCUGUCCAUCCGCAACAGCUCCGUCUCCACCGUACACUCUGACAACAAGCUGUCAGACAUGUUACGGCUCUUUGAGAAGGGCCUCAAGAACAUCAAGAAUGAAUAUGAGCAGCUGAAUUACAGCCGGCAGCUGAAGGAACGGCUCGACGCCUUCACCAAAGAGUUCAUCCCUCACAUGAAGGAAGAGGAGGAGGUUUUCCAGCCGCUACUGAUGGAGUACUUCACCUACGAGGAGCUGAAGGACAUUAAGACGAAGGUGAUAGCCCAGCACCGCUCACAGGGUCACGUCGACCCCGUCCACGUACCGACUGAGCUGCCCCUCUGGGGCCAGUCUCAGGAGGCCAAACUGCCCAAGAACGCUCCUGGCAAGAAGGCAUGGAAAGAUCCCCAGCCUGAGGUGAACAACACGCAUGUGUCCCAGCUGCCCCCGGAGCUGUUGCUGAAGAUUCUGGGGUACCUGAAUCCCCGCGAGCUGUGCCGGUCCCGACAGGUCAACACGCGCUGGGCUCGCGUGGCCCGCACUGGCGCCCUGUGGAGACACCUGCACCCUGUCAGCUGGGCCCGCGGUAACUGGUACAAUGGACCACCCUCCAGUGUCGGCACAGGGACCGACCGGUGCUGGGACGAAGAUCUGACUCGGGCCCGGAGAUGGGACGAGGAUGCCGAUGUUGAUGAAUCUGAGGAGGAUGGACACAGACAGAGUGCACAGAGGGAGGGGCAGCUCCUGCAGGGGCUGAUGCACCACGUCCUGCCGCAGGUCGGCCCGUCGGUCCGCAGCUUGGUCCUGGCCUACAGCACCACCGUCUCCAGCCAGAUGGUGCGACAGAUUCUGAGUGCCUGUCCGCGUCUGGAGCACCUGGACCUGACACAAACGCCUGUGACCGACUCCGCCUUCAACAGGUGCGCCCCAGGGUCCUGUCGCUCCCUGCAGCACCUGGACCUGUCGGGCUGCGACCGGAUCACGGACACAGCGCUGCUGCACCUGUCACGGGCGCUGGGCGAGCUGCCGGUGGUCAGUGUCGGGGGUGAGGAGGAGGAGGAGCAGGAGGAGGAGAGGGGCGCUCACCGAGAUCGCUGCUGCUGGGUCUCUCUCGGCUGCAACGACUGCCUGCCGGCGGAGGAGGUGGACCACGGGACCCAGGACAGCCGCAGUCGGGUUUGGCUCCUGCCCCAGGGCCAGCUACUGGACAUUGAGGAGGCGGGCGAACUGAAGCAGAGGGGGUCCCGGCUGCCCCACCCCCGGCACCCGCUGCCUGCCUGUUCCGUGGCCUCCCGCUGCCCGCGGGAGCUGAGCUCAGCUCGAGGGCGGGCGCUCUGCGGUCACUCGCUCUGCACAGCGGAGGCCGGGGUCAGCUGGGCCUCUUGUAACCGGAUGGUGUGGAGCCGAGGCUGCGAGGCAGGGGGGUCGCCUGGCCAUCGGAAGGAGGCCCAGGCCGAGGGGGGGCCUCUUCCUCGCUCCCUGCGCUUCCUCAGUCUAUCUGGCUGCUACCACGUCACCGACCAGGGCCUCAGGGCCCUGACUCGACACGGGGGGCUACCCUUGCUACAACACCUGGAUCUGUCUGGUUGCCUGUUGGUGACUGGCCCCGGGCUACAGGAGCUGGUGUCCGCCUGCCCCACCCUCAACGAUGAGUUCUUCUUCUACUGUGAUAACAUCAGCGCCACAGGCGAGGUCUUGGAGUACUGGCAUGUGGCUGCUGCUGUUCCUCUGUUUAAGAAGGUACAAGGGAAAGUUCUGGGAGCUAUAGACCUGCGAGUCUCACAUCAGUUGUCGGGAAACUGCUGGAGAAAAUUCUGGCCCUCACGCCAACACUGCCAGCGGCUGUCAGAACCUGCAGUGCUCGGGCCGGGCAUGCUGCCGCUCCGGAGAGUGACACUCCCCCCACCCACCUCCCCAGUCCAGUGCUCGGGCUGGCCGCACCGGAGAAUGACUCCCUUCUCUUCUCCUGACACUCCUGCCAGAACCCACCCUGUCUGACAGGCCACCUCACCUCCCCAACGCAGUGCUCAGGCUGGGCCUGCUGCUGCUCCAGAGACCGACUCACCCCUGAUCGUCAUUCAUCUCUCACCCAGCACCCAUCCACACUCCCAACCUGAUCUCGAGCUCGGCAUCCAAGCACUUUACAGCCCUUUAACUGAGCGGAUUGCCUCUGUAUGGAGGACCAAGGAUUGGCAGGGACUCCGGGCUGACCCCACCCCAACCCUCCUUCCCUCAGUGAGGGGAGUGGCUGCACCAACUCCUUCUCAGUCAGUCCCCCUCACGACUACAUCUGCAGGAGGAAGGACACAGGAGCUGAAUGAACACGACCCCCUUCCCACUCUACCCUGUACCUGAACCCCCCUCCACUCUCCCCAUUCUCCUUCCUCUCUCCCCCUUCCCCACUCCCAUCUUUUCCCCUCUUCCAGCUCUCUCUCCCCCUCACCGUACUCCCCAUCUAUCCCACCCUCCCUUCCCUAUCCCCGCUUGCCCCUCCCACACCCUGGAGACAGCGGGUUGCAGAGGACACAGCCCCUCCGAGGUGCAGCCAUAGGGCAGGACGGACUGUCCAGCCCAGCAGGCUGGAUUCACUUGCUGCUUCUGAUCUCUCUGUUCUCAUCUACAGUUUGCAAAAUGUGUGUACAAAUUGAAUUAAACCUACCUUCACCGUG
Messenger RNA from Hypanus sabinus (Atlantic stingray), 2924 nucleotides. RefSeq names its product F-box and leucine-rich repeat protein 5 (gene fbxl5). Gene Ontology annotation, biological process: SCF-dependent proteasomal ubiquitin-dependent protein catabolic process; intracellular iron ion homeostasis. The transcript is spliced from 12 exons. Gene Ontology annotation, cellular component: SCF ubiquitin ligase complex. The record is from RefSeq and is a predicted model, not a curated record. Bases 52 to 2253 code for a protein of 733 amino acids. Lineage: Eukaryota; Metazoa; Chordata; Chondrichthyes; Myliobatiformes; Dasyatidae. Gene Ontology annotation, molecular function: protein binding.